AUGCCGUCCGACAGGGCGGGCAAAGGCGGGAAGAGGGGGAGCCGGGGCGGGAAAGUGCCCAACGGCGGCACAACGGGCGGCGGCGGAGCCGGUGGUGUCGUGAGCCCGCCGAGGUACCCCCGCAAGGAGCACACGCUGGCGCAUUUUGACGACACUCGCCUGGAUCCGUUUUAUUGGCUGCGUGACCGCCGGAACCCGGAGGUGAGACGACUGCUGCGGCGCGAGAACGCGCACAUGGAGUCGGUGUUUGCGGCAUACGGCGGAGAUCGGCUGUGUCGCACCCUCUUUAGUGAAAUGCGAGCCCGCUGGAAGGAGGACGAUGCCUCGCUGCCGCACCGCGAACGUGGCUACUGGUACUACACCCGCACGGUGCCCAAUGCGGACCACCCAAUCUUCUGCCGCCGCCCGUUUACGGAGGCAACGGCGGGAUUCAUGCAUGAGGCGGCGGAGAUGUGGAGCCGCAACCCCGCCGCCACCCUGCCUCCCUACGACGACGAGGUGGUGUACCUCGACAUGAACCUCCUCGUGCGGGAGCUGCGACUCGGCUACGCUGAGCUGGGCGACGUGGAGGUGUCCGCCGACGGACAGCGCCUCGCCCUGACGCUGGACUGCAGCAACGGAAAGGAGCUCUUCACCAUCUUCCUGCUCGACAUCACCGACGUGAACUACGCGCGGUGGCUGAAUGAGCGGUCGGAGCUGCACCGCGCGUGGGCGGAGGCGGCGAUGCGCUCGGACCAGUCCAUCUACGCCUCCCCCGCGUCUCUUCUCCCGGCACACCGCAGCCCCACGACACCCGCCGGAAGCAGCAGCAGCGGCGGUGGCGGUGGCGGUGGCGGUGGCGGUGGCGGUGACGGGGGUGCCCCAAAGUUGGGCGGCGGUGCCCACGCGAUGAAGAGGAAGACGGAGAAAAAUCACGCGGUGGCCGCCCCCUCUGCAUUCUCGUCUUCCGCCUCGCUGUCCACAACGGCGGCGUCGACGCAACGAGCGGAGCCGGCACACAAGGUGCUACGUCGAAUCGACGUUUUUGAUGCCGCGGAUGAGGUGCUGUGGCUCUCCCCUACCUCGCUGCUCUACGUCGGCGUGGACGGGAAGAUGCGCUCCUGCCGCGUCAUUUACCACGACCUCACCGCCGCCGCAAACGCCGAAGACGCCGACAUCAUCUGCUACGAAGAGACGGAUGAGGCGUUUUGGGUCAGUUCCCUUUGCUUCUCCGCGGAUGGGCGGUUUGCCAUGUUCACCGUCGCCUCAGGGAGUUGCACGGAGGUGUACGUCAUUCCCUGCGAGGCGGGGGUGGAGCGAUGCGUCAUCGGGGUUCCUGCGGCUCCGCACCCCGCGGCAAAGGAGGAGGGGGCGGAAUUCCACACCCGUACGUGCGCGGUGCACUGCUUUGCGGAUCGGCACGCGGGCAUGGACUACGACGUUGACCACCACAAGUCACUCUUCGGGGAGGACUUGGGCGCGUGGGUGGUGACGAUGACAAGCGCCCCACCGGGGCCGGGAGACUUCCGCGUGGCGUACGUCUUGGACGACGACGAGGACCGCGGCGGUGCUGGGCCUGGGCGAACACUCUCGGACCCUGCGCGUUGGCGACCGCUCUUUACACAUGACCCUGGCAUCAGCGUUGAGGGCGUGGAAUGCAUGCGGGACUAUCUGCUUCUCACCGUGAGGCGUGCAGCGGCGUCGACGGUGCUGCUGUUGCCCGUGCGCGUGCUCUGGGACCGUUGGCGCGACUGUGGCGCGGGGAAUAUGCCUCCGCUCUCCCUACGGGACGAUACAGUGGACCUUCGCCACGUUGUCUGCCGCCCGUUCCGCUUGCCGGGGGAGGUGCGUUUCCCUGUAGCUCAACUGCUGCAGGAGCAGCAGGGGCAGAAACCGGGCGAGGACGAGGCGGGAUAUAUUUCUCAUCUCAUGAGUUCCACGGACGACGUCGCCUUUAAUACUCCAACGUGGCGUAUUGUCGUGACCCACCUUACGCUGCCCACCUUUCUCAUCGAGUGUACGCUGGAGGGGGCGGGCGACACAUUGUGCGCUAGGCGUUUAUGCGAGGUGGGGGUAGGUGGGAGGCCGUAUCACGCCGAUGAGUACGACGCCGCCGUUGUGUGGGUCCCGUCGGACUACGCGUUUCGCGACGGGGCGCCGGCGCCACUGCUGCAGCCGCUGCCCACGAAGGAGCCCUCCGCGGUGGUGCGUGUGCCGGUGUUCCUCUGCUGGAAGAAGUCGCUUCGCCGCGACGGCGAAAACCCCAUGCUGCUGACAGUCUACGGCUCCUACGGCGACUGCUGCGACGCUGCCUUUGAGACGGAGCGGCUUGCACUCCUGGACCGCGGCUUCGUGUGGGCGGCGGCGGCGGUUCGCGGCGGCGGCGAGCUUGGCAUCCCGUGGCGCGACGCGGGUCGCAGGCUGCAGCGGGCAACGAGCGUCAACGACUUUGUGAGCGUCUCGUGUUAUCUGCAGGAGACUGGCUGGUGCGCGGCGGGUCGACUCGUGACGCACGGCUCUUCGGCUGGCGGGUUUGUGGUGGCGGCGGCGAUGUGCGUUGCGCCGUCGCUCCCGCUCGCCGUCGUUGCGUCGGUGCCGUUUGUCGACUGCCUGACGACCCUCAUGGACGACAGCCUCCCGCUCACCGUUUGCGAGUGGGAGGAGUUCGGCAACCCGCGCGACGACGCCGACGCCUACCGCCUGCUCCGCCGCAUGUCGCCGAUGGACAACAUUCCUCCGGCGGGCGUCGCACUGCCGCACAUGCUGCUGCUGACGGCGUGGCACGACACGCGCGUCGGGUAUUGGGAGUCGCUCGCAUUUACCGCCCGACUGCGGGCGCGCGCGGAGGCGGGAGACGCGGCCCCGGGGCGGCAGAUGAUUCUGCACUACUGCGACUUUGGCGUAGGCCACGGCGGGUCCACGGGGCGGUACGAGAAGCUGCGGGAAAUUGCGCGCGAGUACGCCUUUGCGCUGCUAAUCCAGCAAGCCAAGGCUGCGCCCCGCGUGGGUCCAUAA
This is a messenger RNA of Trypanosoma conorhini, 2994 nucleotides long. RefSeq names its product putative oligopeptidase B, putative,serine peptidase, clan SC, family S9A-like protein. Gene Ontology annotation, molecular function: serine-type endopeptidase activity. Lineage: Eukaryota; Euglenozoa; Kinetoplastea; Trypanosomatida; Trypanosomatidae. Gene Ontology annotation, biological process: proteolysis. The transcript has a single exon. Bases 1 to 2994 code for a protein of 997 amino acids. The record is from RefSeq and is a predicted model, not a curated record.